Messenger RNA from Bipolaris victoriae FI3, 336 nucleotides. RefSeq lists its product as hypothetical. NCBI's taxonomy places the organism in Eukaryota, Fungi, Ascomycota, Dothideomycetes, Pleosporales, Pleosporaceae. The transcript has a single exon. Gene Ontology annotation, biological process: negative regulation of transcription by RNA polymerase II; chromatin organization. Gene Ontology annotation, molecular function: chromatin binding. The annotation marks the transcript as partial. The record is from RefSeq and is a predicted model, not a curated record. Gene Ontology annotation, cellular component: pericentric heterochromatin.
GUGCGCCCAGCGAAGCGGCGAAAGCUACCCCCCUCCGGUAGCAGGCAGCUCUCUAACCGUCCUUUGGCCCUGAAACCGCUUUCAGGACUACCGUACAGCGGAUACGAUGCCAAAAUCUGCUACAGCGAUGACAGCAGCGAAUAUCGCUCGCACAAGCAUAAGCGGAAGCGCAUUCAGGACACUGCGAACGACGACGACGACGAAUAUGAGGUAGAGAAGAUUCUCAAUGCCCGUGUCCAUCGCAGAAAGCUACAGUACCGUGUCAAAUGGCUAGGAUAUGAGGAGGAUCUAGAGUGGUACGAUGCGUCUAACUUCAAGAAUAGCCUGCACAGACUC